CACCUAGGGUUUGGUAUAUUUUGUCAGCUGUUUUGUAAAUUUUUACAUUGUUUUGGUUCUUGUUUUUUUCGCGAGUUAAAAAAAAGGACUAUUUAACUGUAAAUAAUCAAAAUGGACCACGCGGUGGCUGUUUCUGGUGAGGAUUCGGCCCCGGAGCAGGCCAAGUCUAGUGCUCCAUUGAAACCCUCUGCCAAUACGGCCAUUAAGUGCCUCAAGUGCGACAAGGUGUACAUAUUUCCCGCCGACAAAGAUGACUGCCUGGCACACUUCUAUCUGGAGCACCGUCUGGUCAUAGCCGAUGUGGAGGAAAUAGCGUUGCUGGAGGACUAUUUGCAGUACUGGGAGAAGGAGUUUCAGGCCCACGAAUUCGAGCAGUACUGCACCACAAUGUUUCUGGACCAGCUGCCCGAUGGAAAAUACUCGAAAAACGAAAAGUACUAUCUGCUGUGUGAUAUCCUGCCCCAGGACUACGAGCUGCGCCGAAGACUGAAGGAGCAGCGCCUGAGCAAAGCCCUGGAAAGGCACCAGUUCGAGCUCACCGACCGGAACUUCUCGAAGGAGUGCCUCUUCUGCAGAACCGUGAUCAAGGGACUGAGAGCGGAUUACUUGGACCACCUGUUCGAUAAGCACUUCCUGCUGGUGGGCAAGCCGGAGAAGCUAGUGUAUGUGGACGAGCUACUGGAUCACCUGGAGGAGAACUUGAAUCAGCUGGUGUGCCUGUACUGCGAGAAGAUCUUCAAGGAUCGACCGACGCUCAAGGAGCACAUGCGUAAGAAGGGACACAAGCGAAUAAAUCCAAAUCGCAGGGAGUACGAUAAAUACUUCCUUAUCAACUACAAUCGCGGACCGGCGGCACCAACUCCACGAAAACAGCACCAUCAAAAGCGAAGACAGGCCUCUGCAUCCACAUCCGUCGAUCUGGAAACAGGCAGCGUAGACUUCGACAAGCACUUAGCCCGCCCCGAUUCAGAUGGUGAGCACGACUCGGACUGGUCUGAUUGGGCUGGGGAUGGCGAGCCGAGUGCCAUUAAGUGCCUCUUCUGCUCUCAUCUGGGUGAGAGCUUUGUCGACCUAAAGAAGCACAUGACCGAGACCCACAACUUGGAUUUUGAUCGCGCCACCAGCUCUCUGAACUUCUAUCAGAGGGUAAAGGUUGUGAAUUACCUUCGACGGCAAAUCUGCAUGCUGCGCUGCGUCACCUGCGACCUCCACUUCGAUGAGCCGGAGCUGCUGGCGGAGCACAUGGCCCAGGAGUUGCACUGUGGCAUUGGUAGCAAGGCUAGCUGGGACAAGCCGGAGUUCUUCUUUCCCUACAUGGAAAACGAUGGCCUGUUAUGUGUGCUCGACGAUUCCGCCGGCGAUGAACCGGACGCUGAUGUGGUGCGCAUUAUAUCCGAGGACAGUCUGGCGCAGAUCAACAAGGAUGCGGAGUCCCUAUCUCUUGAGAAUUUUAAGCUGUAAUGUGCUAAAUCGUUUUAAGUAAAAAGAUAGAAAUUCA
Molecule: messenger RNA, 1498 nt
Organism: Drosophila kikkawai
Lineage: Eukaryota; Metazoa; Arthropoda; Insecta; Diptera; Drosophilidae
Product: zinc finger protein 277
Source: RefSeq, a predicted model, not a curated record